AUUUAUCGCAACAUUUGUUACAGUCAUUCUGGUCCAGUGCAAUCCAAGCGUCGUCGAGCGUCAUGCAGAGCAGCCCCCAGACGGCUUGGCGCGCAGCGGCAGGUGCGUACGCCACCCCAUCGUGACCGCCCGUUGUCUGCGCUCUACAACGUCGUGUCGUUGGACUUGCAACUCGUCAUAGAAAGCACCCAAUCAAUGUGUUUAUAAACAUUUCCGCGAUAUGGUAAACAAACUUGAUAAUUGUGUUUUUAUUGCUGGGCCGCAGAGAAACUCGCGUCCGCCGACUUCCUCCUGGUUGCAACAGGCGCGGGCUUUUCCGCCGACUCCUCUCUUCCAGUUUACGCAGAUAUCGCCAAUGUCGACGCCUACGAGAAGAUGGACUUGGAGUACCAGGACCUAUGCGACCCGUACAUGUUGGAGCAGGACGAGGAGCUUUUUUACGGCUUCUGGGGCAGUUGUACCAAUUCCUACCGGGACACUAAGCACCACAAGGGAUACCAAAUUUUACUCAAGUGGAGACACACACUUCGAGUCAAGGCCAGCGUCAACGGCACAGACGGGACUAAAUCUCGUUUUCAAGCUGCUUUUGAUCGACUCAAAAAGUGUCAAGCUCUUCCAGCGGGGGUGACGGUGGAUUCCGUGACGAACGAUCCAUUCUUCGUUUACACUUCAAAUGUUGAUUCGCACUUUAAGCGCGACUUUGACAGUAAAGAAGUGUAUGAGCUACACGGGAAUGUCGAGAACUGGCAGUGUGCGGGAGAUGUCGAAACUGGCGCGAGAGAACCAUGUGACAAGAUCUGGAAGUUGCCAAAAUAUUUCCGGUUUAAUCUGGACGCAGAGACGAUGAAAGCGCCUGGUGCUGAAGCCACGACAUGUCCAGAGUGUGGAGGCAAAGGCCGGCCGAAUGUUCUGAUGUUCCACGACAGACAGUGGAUCGCAAACAAGUCGGAAGAGAACGGAUACAUCGCAUGGGAAUCUGUAAUGGAACUGAUGCUACAAGAAGACCCAACUCUCAACCUGGUCGUACUGGAAAUUGGCUGUGGAACGCGGGUGCCAUCUGUUCGAAGAGAGACCGAGAUGGUUGUUGCCGAUGUCAUUGAGAGCUGCGGUCGUCCCCAGGCAACACUCAUUCGAGUCAACCUCGACAUUCCUACGUGCGACAACCCGCUCAUUGUAGUCAACAGCGGAUUCCUUCCGAUCCAAUCGAAAGGCUUGGAGGCGUUAGAAGGCAUCGAUCAAGAACUCAACAAUAUUCGACAAAAAGCCUAAUGUGUAGGGCUGAGCCGAAUUCGAGAAGUACACAGGUUUUGAUACGUUUAUAUUGCUACGGGGUUAUUGGCAUCGAGGUUGAACUCGAAGCCCUUGAACUUGUCCUGGUCUUCGGCCGAUAUUCGCUCGCCACGAGAGUUUAAACUCAGUACGUCAUCGAAGUCUUGAGCUGCUGUAUCACAAUUGGCUUUCUUCUCAUCGACGACAGGGACAAAGGGUGGAGUGAGAAUAUGUGCGAGAUAUCCGUCCCAGUCAAAGUUUCGUAACCAUUCAUGCGUUUUAAUCUCUAGUAUACCAUCAAACCCAGCACCCAAACGCUCGGACUCUUUCGGAUGUAGUAACCCUCGCAGAAACGAUCGACAAGUUUGUGACACCUUAGCGUUGAUACCAGUCGUGCUAUCCAGGAGUUCGAUCGGAUAAUAUUUGUCAUAUACACUCUCAGGGAAAUCCUUCAUCACGUCUGGACAUUUCUCGAGAUGUGAGCGAACCCCACCACUCCAAGGGCGUCUUCCGAAGAGCAAUUCAUAUGUUAACACUCCCAAACUGAAGAAAUCUGAAGGUGUUCCAUGCUCGGUAGAACCUCGGAAGAUCUCUGGAGCCAUGUAUGCCACUGUCCCGCUCCGACUUUGGAAUCGUAAGUUGGCUGUCUGUACUGAGAUGCCCAGAUCGGUGAGGCGAGGG
Phytophthora nicotianae INRA-310 is the source of this 1950-nucleotide messenger RNA. RefSeq lists its product as hypothetical. Bases 376 to 1269 code for a protein of 297 amino acids. The record is from RefSeq and is a predicted model, not a curated record. The transcript is spliced from 6 exons. Lineage: Eukaryota; Oomycota; Peronosporomycetes; Peronosporales; Peronosporaceae.